CCACAGCCGUGGCCGUUCCACGCCAGCCAUUCUAUGCAGCCAAACGACCUGUUCUACCUCACCUGUACGACAAAAACCUGUUGGUUGUCUCAUCUAUCUACCAUGCAGCCCAACAUGGUGGCCACAACCACACCCCACACACCAUCACCACACAGCCAACCAGCCCGCUUAGAGUUUGUCUCGUCUCUCUCCGUCUAAGCGCAGCGCAGCACACCCGUGCAGUCAAUCUGAGCAUGGGUGUCACAAAUACGGCCGCAUCGCGUCCCUCUGCUGUCUGCCGCCGUGCCACUAACUAAUUAUGUGAUCCGUCCGACCUGACAGCACCCUCACGGACCUGACUAAACCCUCAUCUCGUCGACACGACUAGACAGAGUGCGAUAGACAGACAGACAGACAGACACACAGACCGAAAGGACCCUGGAGAACCUUCCUAAAUGCACUCGCACCCUCUGUCUCAUGUCACACAACAAAAUAAUGUGUGAAUAGAUACUUCGGCCGGUGCUGAGACCCGACAAAUCGAAUCAGCCCUCCGGCUGCGCGCGAAUGCUUUCAGCAGUGUCUGAAAGAAUGAAAGAAGGGAGAGGUGGGCACACAAGGGAAGGGAUACGUUGGUGACUGAAUGAAUGGCCUGCCUGCACCGUAGCGUGUGCACCUUUGUUCGCCUUGAGAGACGCCAAGGCAUAGUCAGUGGCCAUGUCGUUCAAGGCCGUCUCGUUGCGACCCAGCAGCUCGAACACAGUAGGAAUCAGAUACCGAUGACGAUCGACCUGCAGAUCAGAUGUAUGUAUACUCAGUGCUGAUCAGCGGCUGCCUGCCCCACGGUGGUUGUGUACCCAGUCUCUUCCGGCAGGGAUGUUGACACGAUCGGGGCUGACGCACAGAUACAUCAGGUCAUGCAGCACUUGCUGCAGUGCACACACACAACAACCAAAACAGGGAGGGGGACACACACACACACACACAGAGGCUCGUUCGGUGGGCGGAUCGGUGAAUGGUUGUUCUGGUCGGGCUCACAGACGUACAAAGAGGACAGGCUUGGGCAUCUCGUCGAUGUCCUCCUUCUUGAUGUUUUCCAUCCCAAAUGCCACCGACAGCACAUCCCAGUGCUUCCGCAGCACCCCCUCUCCAAACACCUCUCGAAGCCGCUGAACCUGCGGCAGCACCUUUCUCUCGGGUCCGUCAAGGGCCGCCGUCUCGGUGUAGCUCACAGAGGCCAGGCCGGCCUUCAUGAGGCCCUCUGAGAAACACAGCUCGGUCUCAUCCUUGGACCAAUCCUUCUCGAGACGAGGAAUAUCGACCUGCAUUGACAGGGAGGGGGUGUCUGUCUGUUGUCGUCUGUGGUCUGUCUUACGAUUGUGGUGAAUCCGUCCUUCUGGUUGUCGGCGUACACCUGGCCGAGCAUGAGCAGCUUCCAGACGAACACAGACAGACACGUCGGCAUCUUGGACGGUGAAAAAAGGGGGUUCUCAUCAUCAUCAUCGUCGUCUUCAUCUCCACCAACCAACCAAGAGAACGACCACACACCAUGCAUUCUCACAAAAGAGCGAACGGCUCGCGUCACGUGCAGUGCAUCAAUCAUACCUUGGCCAGCAACAGCGCUCAUGCCCAGCACCUUGCCCGUGUUGCGGUCGACGGUGGGGCCGCCAGACAUGCCGAAAGGGAUGUAGGCGUCGUGCGGCAGCAUCACGCCAUUCUCGAUGUGGCAAAGGGCACCUGAUACAUACACGUACGGGUGAGGGAAAUUAAGUGGCAUACCAUUCCUAGACUGCCCCUCACCCUUGAGUGUGCCGCGAAGGGUAGCCGGCCCGUCGUAAGGGCUGUACGAGAGGCUGUCCUCGUUAGCUGGCAGCAUGGAGCCUGUGUUGGCCAGGUAGCCCAUCGCCACGAUCUCGGUGCCCUCGAUGGCCUCGUGUGAGGCGUCCCCCGCGACAAACGGCUCGGGGACAACGCCACCCAGCUUCUCACUCACAUACUGCUUGUACGCCUGAAGUAAGAUGAUGGAAGGAGGAAAGAACUGCCUGCCUGCCUCAUGUGUGGAUCGUCGACUUACGUCGAGUGAGUAUGGCUCUUGGAGUUUGAUGAAGGCCACGUCCCACGUGGGGCACUUCAUGACCACACGGCCCAUUAGCUGCAGGGCACACACGCCCACCAAACCACAGCAAACCACAUCAAACCACAGCAUCAGUGGGGUGUGAGCGACGAGCUGUCAUCCCUCUGCCCGUCCACAUACUUACUGUGCUGUUGGUGACCGUCGACUGGAGUAUCACAUAAUCUGUCAUUCAUGCACACAGCGCAGCCACGUACCUCAUAGGUCUGAUCCGCCGUUCUUUCUCCUCUCCCCCGUCUACCCUCCUGGCUGACCUGACCUGUAUCAAUGACUUUGUCGCUUCGCGUGACGAACAGCGGCUCAUGAGGCCCGUCCAGCAAGAAGGUGGAGGCGAGAAGAUGGGCUGCACACACACAAAGAGGGACAAGUGAAAGGACGCCACGCCACCCAUCAUCACUCCCCACCCACCAGAUGUGUUCACUCACCUGCAGGGUCUCCGAGCAGCCCGGUCGGCGUCUCAUAUGGGUGUGCGGGAAUCAUCCGGAAGAUGGACGCCUGCAGGGGCAGCGGCACGUCGUCCAGCCCCCUCGCGUACUUGCCCGUCAGCUCAUCCACCAUCGGCCCCGACCAUUCCAUGAAUCUCAUUUCAUUCAAUGACGUCCACCCAGGGGCCGCACGCCGCCCCCCUGCCAGUGUGUGGUGUGUGGAAGCAGCAGGCUCCGCGACAGCAGGUGGGACGAAGGACAGCGUGCGUCGCAGGCGAUGAGUCGGGCGGUCGAUUCCCGCCAGAGGUGAAGCGAGAGGCAUCUUGAGGUGCCCAUAAGGCUGCCAGGCUGAGGUAGGACGGCACGAGAGGCUAGCGGUAGAUGCGAUGAGGAGAAAUCCGACGAAUGACGACAUAUUUGCGAACGAAACGGGGUAGAUCUGCUCCAGAUCUUCGGCAGAUGGACAGAUCAACGACAGAUCUUCCCUUCUUCGGGACAAGUCUGAGUGCGAGCUUGAAGCCAAU
Vitrella brassicaformis is the source of this 3056-nucleotide messenger RNA. The record is from the annotation of a GenBank genome assembly. NCBI's taxonomy places the organism in Eukaryota, Vitrellaceae.